AUUUUAAUCGUUUCAGAGAAUUCAGAAAUUUUGGCUUCAGUUCUAUUCAUACAUGCGCUGGACACGCAAUUGAAAAGUAACUGUAAAUUUAGUAUAAUGUUUGUCGACUCGUUUUAAUUUUGAUAAAUUGGAAGAAAAGCCAAAAGAUUUUGUGUAAAAACGACUUCAACAAAAUGUCGCAACAGCAGAGAAAUCAAAACCUGCCUCCCAGACCUUCCAGAACAUCAAGACAACAAAAUUGGACAAGCGAUAACUCUGUCCAGCCAAAAUUAACGGGUAAUACUCAACCGAAAAAUCCUUCACGGAACUGUGAUCCAACAGUUCCGAACCAACAACCUCCCACUGCUGGCAGCGGACCUUCCUCUUCCAACCAACAGCCAUCGGCUGCCCCACAACAUUCUCAGUCUAUCGAAGUUGAAAUGGCAGCAAACUUCAAAGUGGAAGUGGACAAUCAACUUACCAGCAUCUUACUGGCUAACUUGUCGAAAGCUGGUGGUGACAGAAACAAGUCUCUUGUCGAAGACGUUUUUCGCAAAGAAAUCAAUGUUCUGAAAUCGAAAAUCAAGAAAGGCAAGACGGAAGUCGACAAUCUGUCAGAGAUGUUGAAGUCACUCGAAGAGAUGGAGUAUUAUACGCACGAAAAGUGGAAUACGUGUGAACGCAUCCUUCAAAUGUUGAACGGGGAAUAUACUGGCCGGCUCGAUUACAUGAAGGAUAUCUUGAGCAUCAUCCAGAAAGAAGACAAUAAACGAAAUGAGCACGUUAAUGAAGGCAACCAUCGCGAGAGUUUGUUUGACAAAAAACGUGAACAAUUGGAACAGCGUCUGGACAAGAUCAAUUCGAAAAUUGAUUUUGAUAUCAAGACACGAGACGAUAUGUGCGCCCAAAUUUCAGAGUUGAACGCAAGCGAGGCCAGAAUCAUACCUACGAUCGAAGAUUUCCGGAAAUCAAAUAAACAAUUGAAGGAGGAAAUCGACAAGGUUCAAGUCAAGUUCGAGGACGAUGAUUCCAUGGCUUCUGAAAUCACGAAAAAUGCUUCAGAAUGGGUCAAUGAAAAGCGGGUGGCAGUUGGUACGCUCGAUUUUAUACAAUCGGAGAUGAAAAAGGACAAGAAAAAGGUCAGUGGUUUGCUGAAGAAGGAACAAAAGGCCAACAAGAACAUGUGCAAAGAAAUAAGCAGCUUGGUGCAAGAAUGUGCCGAUCUGAAGGAGCAAAUGACUGAUCUGCAAACUUCGUCAAAAUUGCGCAUCGCAACUGCCGAAACCGAAUUCGAGCAGAAGCGAUCGUCACUCUACGCUGAGUUGAGAAAGUUGAGUGGCGAUAUGAAACUGUUGCAACUCGAAGCGGACAAAAAGCAUUCUCAGUACGACGAACACAAGCGAACGAUUGAAGCAGUUUCAUCGUUGCGAGAAAGUGUCAAUUCGCUCGAGCAGAAAAUCGGUCACUUGGAGACCGUAAAGUGGAAACUAGAACACAAAAUUUCUGUCAUUGAAGAAUACUUAAAUGAUACGAAUGACUGGCGAAACAAGCGACAUUCCACCAGCAGUAGCGAAGCGAAACGACGACGAUUAUCGUCAUCUACCUCGGUUGACGGGCAUGCCCGACGCUUGCCUACCAGCGGAUCGUCGUUCGAUUUGAAAGAAGUGUGUUCUGAGAUUGCGUCGCACAAAUCGACUAUGUGAAUGGCGAUGAAUAAUACGUAAUUUCUUUGGUUUUCACAUUUUGUCGUUACAUUACCAUAAUUCGAGUCAUUCGACGAUCAUUUAAAAUAAUCUUGUUGUCGCGUUCUCGCGAAUUUAUUUGUUGAUUUUUUUGUUAUUUGUUUAAAGGACGAAAUUUAUUUUAUUUUAUCUUCAUCGAUUUGAAAACGAGACAUUGAGUCAUAAAUGACAAGUAUGUAAGUGAAAUUGUUGUACAAUUAUCGUAACUUAAUGAUUGAAAUUAUAUAAAGAAAAAAUUUACGUUGAUUGAAAGAUGCGGAGAAAUGAAAUUUGUCUCCAAUACACAUGAUAAUUUACAAAAAUUAACAAUCGAAUAAGAACGGACAGAAAACAAUGUCGAUUUCAGCAAAC
This is a messenger RNA of Bradysia coprophila, 2072 nucleotides long. RefSeq lists its product as uncharacterized. The record is from RefSeq and is a predicted model, not a curated record. NCBI's taxonomy places the organism in Eukaryota, Metazoa, Arthropoda, Insecta, Diptera, Sciaridae.